AUGUUUUUCUUCUCUGAUCAUGAGUUGGUUUUCAUCUUUGGCCUUCUGGGUAAUAUUGUUGCAUUCCUGGUGUUCUUAGCACCCUUGCCAACGUUCUACACAAUAUACAAGAACAAGUCGUCAGAAGGGUUUCAAUCGAUCCCAUAUGUGGUUGCACUGCUUAGUGCAUUGUUACUUCUAUAUUAUGGUUUCUUAAAGAGCCACGCCAUUUUGAUUAUCACCAUCAAUUCUAUAGGCUGUGUUAUCGAAAUCACUUACCUCAUAUUAUACGUUAUAUAUGCACCAAGGAAACAGAAGAUUUCGACGAUGGCGAUGUUAGCGAUUUUUGACGUAGGAGGGUUUGGGUUGACCAUGAUAAUUUCCGUCUUCGCCUUUAAGGGAAUUGACCGUGUUCAUGCCGUCGGCUGGGUCUGUGCCGUUUUUAAUAUCGCCGUCUUCGCUGCCCCUCUGAGCAUCAUGAGGAGGGUCAUAAAAACCAAAAGCGUAGAGUUCAUGCCAUUUUCUCUGUCCUUUUUUCUUACCCUCACCGCCACCAUGUGGUUUUUCUAUGGCUUCUUCAGCAAAGAUUACUUCAUCAUGCUGCCAAAUGUGCUGGGGUUUAUGUUUGGAGUAGCUCAAAUGGGUUUAUACAUGGCCUACAAGAACGCCGAUAAGAACAUUGAAUCAAAAUGCGAGUUGCCGGAAUGGAAGGCCACCGUCAGUGACAUUAACUCCGGCAACCAUGGCUGCGAUCUUAAAGCUAAGGACAUCGACUUACAGCCCCAUACUUCGCACCUGCAACUUAAUGUCUGA
Molecule: messenger RNA, 792 nt
Organism: Neltuma alba
Lineage: Eukaryota; Viridiplantae; Streptophyta; Magnoliopsida; Fabales; Fabaceae
Product: bidirectional sugar transporter SWEET9-like
Exons: 6
Coding region: 1-792 (263 amino acids)
Biological process (GO): carbohydrate transport
Cellular component (GO): membrane
Molecular function (GO): sugar transmembrane transporter activity
Source: RefSeq, a predicted model, not a curated record